Molecule: messenger RNA, 2279 nt
Organism: Uranotaenia lowii
Lineage: Eukaryota; Metazoa; Arthropoda; Insecta; Diptera; Culicidae
Gene: Arp3
Product: actin-related protein 3
Exons: 6
Coding region: 232-1488 (418 amino acids)
Biological process (GO): Arp2/3 complex-mediated actin nucleation
Cellular component (GO): actin cortical patch; Arp2/3 protein complex
Molecular function (GO): actin filament binding
Source: RefSeq, a predicted model, not a curated record
UUUGACAGUUCGGUGCUCGAUCGGGUGGUGGAAAAGCUGCGAAAAAAGGGUGACAAAUUUCUUAUCCGUGGACCGUGAUUCCUUCGCUUUUAGGUGUGGUUGAAAAAUUCAGCCCAAACUCUACCAAAUCGGCCGAAAUUAGUUUUGAAAGCAGUGUUAGGAUAGGCAGGUCGUCGAGUUGCGUGAAGCCAAUAGUUUAGAUUGUAGAAUUACAAAAAUACACAACGAAAAAUGUCCGGAAGAUUGCCAGCUUGUGUGAUCGAUGUUGGAACAGGCUAUACGAAGCUUGGAUUCGCUGCCAAUAAGGAACCGCAAUUCAUCAUUCCAUCGGCUAUUGCCAUCAAGGAAACAGCCAAAGUCGGGGACCAGAGUGCAAGACGUGUUACCAAAGGAGUAGAGGAUUUGGAUUUCUUCAUUGGAGAUGAAGCAUUCGACGCUACUGGUUAUUCCGUCAAGUACCCUGUACGCCAUGGACUGGUUGAGGAUUGGGAUUUGAUGGAACGAUUCUUGGAGCAAUGUAUCUUCAAGUAUCUCCGGGCAGAACCGGAAGAUCACCACUUUCUGCUGACCGAACCUCCACUGAACACACCGGAGAAUCGAGAAUACACCGCAGAGAUCAUGUUUGAGACGUUCAAUGUACCAGGGUUGUACAUUGCCGUUCAGGCCGUCUUGGCGCUUGCCGCAAGUUGGGCGUCCCGGCCAGUAGAAGAAAGAACUCUGACCGGAAUCGUGGUGGACAGCGGCGACGGUGUCACCCAUGUUAUUCCGGUGGCCGAAGGCUACGUGAUCGGGUCUUGCAUCAAACAUAUCCCGAUCGCCGGACGUAACAUAACAUCUUUCAUCCAGAGUUUGUUGCGUGAGCGUGAGGUUGGAAUCCCACCCGAGCAGAGCUUAGAGACGGCUAAGGCAAUCAAGGAACGGUAUAGCUAUAUCUGUCCGGAUAUUGCCAAAGAGUUUGCCAAGUAUGAUUCGGAACCAAGCAAAUGGAUGCGUCACUACGAGGGUAUAAACGCCAUCACCAAGCAGCCGUUCGGUGUGGAUGUUGGAUACGAAAGGUUCUUGGGACCGGAAAUAUUCUUCCAUCCGGAGUUCUCUAAUCCUGAUUUUACCACUCCGUUAUCUGAGAUUGUGGAUACCGUCAUCCAGAACUGUCCAAUCGAUGUUCGGAGACCACUUUACAACAACAUCGUGUUAAGUGGAGGAUCCACUAUGUUCAGAGAUUUUGGUCGUCGAUUACAACGCGAUAUUAAGCGUAGUGUGGACGCUAGACUUAGAAUCAGCGAAAACUUAAGCGAAGGGCGAAUCAAGCCAAAACCCAUAGAUGUGUCGGUAAUUUCGCAUCACAUGCAAAGAUACGCUGUUUGGUUCGGAGGAAGCAUGCUUGCUUCUACGCCCGAGUUUUAUCAGGUUUGCCACACCAAGGCCGCAUACGAAGAGUACGGACCCGGAAUUUGCCGUCACAAUCCCGUUUUCGGCACCAUGACGUAGUUCUAUUGUAUCCCUUUUUUGUAUUCGCACAUAUACACCAACACGAACCACACAAACACACAUACCCUACCAUUUUGAAGCAAAAAAGUUCUAUUUAAACCUACUUCUGAGCAACGUUUCAGUCUUAAGCAAAAUGAAAGAUUCAAGUGGGUUUAUAAACAUAACGAUUGGCCAAAAAAAAAACAUUAAUUAGGGGAACCCGUACCCAAAAUUCAUUCCCGGAUUGAACUUUCCAAAAUUGCACUUGAAGAAAUAGUGACAACUUUACUGUAGACACUUCAAAGAAACCAGAUUCCUCAACUAUUCGUUCGUUUUUUUACUCUUAAAUAUACGUGCAAGUUAAGAUCAACGUUUAAACUAAAAUCUUUCAUCCUAAGGAUUUUCGUGAAGAAGGCAUUUAAGAACAAAUUUAUAUUUUAACCAAACCUACCAUCCAUUGUCUCAAAUGUUGUAGUAAAGUGUAUGGUUUCCAAUUUUAAGUAUUUCGUCAACGAGAGUUUUGAGCGUAGAUUAUGGAUUACUGUAUUACUGAGUGCUGACAAAAUUAGUUUAUUUUAGUCGAGCGAUAUAAACGAAAAGCUAAACGCCGCUCAAGUUUAUCUUUCGAUUCUAUUAAAGGUGAAAAAAAACAUUUGAAACAACGCCGAUCCCAAUCGGUUGCCCAUUUGAAACUAGAAGCAUAACUUUAUUACCGAAAAAUCCUUGAACAAUCGCAAUUCUAUAAAGAUCGAGCAUAUAAAAACAAUUAUGUACACAUGAAUUAGAUAAUAAAGUUUAAUUUAGAAAUGAAA